Messenger RNA from Angiostrongylus costaricensis, 642 nucleotides. The record is from the annotation of a GenBank genome assembly. Lineage: Eukaryota; Metazoa; Nematoda; Chromadorea; Rhabditida; Metastrongylidae.
AGCGCUAAAUUCCCGACACUUCUACCAAGUACACGACGAAAAGUGGCAUUCCGCAAGCACACAACACUCACACCACAGACAAACGGCACUGAAGAACGGUCACUUGAUCCGGGAAUAUUCGAAGGAGAGACCACUCAUGUAGAAUUCGCUAUUGAAGCAAAAUCCAACGCUGAAAAGUUUGAGAACCACAGACGAAAUAUCUCGAAAAAGCAACAAAUGGCAACUGCUCUUUCAGCUCAUACGACUCCUACCACUUCAUCAGAUAUCGAAUACGAAAUAGUAGAAAUUGAAGUGGAUGAAAACGGUAACGAAAUACUGAAUGAAGAGGCAAAGGAAUCAGUCCACCACAAAAAUGGUCAGCAACAAGGAUGGAUUGAGGUGUUGAAGAGUAGUGAAGAGCAGUCAGGUGAUGACGUACGACGACACCCGAGACAAAAAUCGCCUGUCAAACAUAGUUUGGCAGUCACUCACGGAAACGAACGUCAAGAGCGAAGAAAACUAGUGAAGGAACAAAAACGUGACCUGAAUCUUCCUGACAGCAUCGAAGUUGAAUAUCUCGAUAAUGAAACGACGACGCGACCAACUCACGAAGAAGCCAUCGACAAUGAUGACUACUCAAAUGAGAAUCCUCAAUACGAAUAA